This is a messenger RNA of Tribolium castaneum (red flour beetle), 1387 nucleotides long. RefSeq lists its product as hypothetical. The transcript has a single exon. The record is from RefSeq and is a predicted model, not a curated record. NCBI's taxonomy places the organism in Eukaryota, Metazoa, Arthropoda, Insecta, Coleoptera, Tenebrionidae. Bases 217 to 1335 code for a protein of 372 amino acids.
AAAAUGCACGAGCGCAGAGAAAGCCUUUCUUUACGGCACACAAAUCCACGUUGACUUUCUACUCGACAAAGACAGCAUCAAAACGUGUCAUUUUUUCCUCAGAGAAUCUUUGGUAGGGAUUGGUCUGUACCACAUUUAAACUUAUUGUGGCGGAAAGUUAUAUUACAAAGACCCGACCGAGAAAACGGCCAGUCAGGGUUGCCUCUCCGUGGUACAAUGUUCCCAGUGGUAGUACUAUUCGCGAUCGCAGUCGCCGGCGCCUCUGAACCCACCACGACCAAAACCUACGACAUUGAAGUACCCGGCUCCGAGCCGAUCCGCAUCGUCGAGGGCGAGCCCUUAUGGAAGACGUCGCGGUUCGAGCACCGCUCGUUCAACACCCGGGGAAGUACCACCGAAGACCCGCUCCACCAGUUCCUCACGAACUACGCCGAAUCGGUCCGACACAAAAACCAAGAGGCGGAAACGCCCGAAAAACCCAAAAGUUGGGACGUGCUCAAGUACCAAAACCACCACCACCCCUACGACGACAAGAAGGGCUGGGUGAGUAUGGAACCGGUGCCGUGGUCAGUCUCGAAAAUCUCAAAGUGGCAAAGCCACCACCGGCCCUCCGAGCAAGAGACGCAGGUACGACCAUGGGACAGACCCCACCAUUACGACAUCUACAACCUGGACCCCAAACCCACGGCCGUCUACGGCCAAAAAGUCCAAGUGGAUUAUGGCAACCGGUACCACCACAAGCACAACGAGAACUGCAAACACAACUACGAUGACAUCAUCACCGACGGACGCCCUGCGGACUUCCCCCAACCCUACGAAGCCAAUCGGCGCAAAGGGACGGAAAUCAGCCACGAUGGUCACCCGUUUUCCGGCGAGGGCGAGUGGGUACUGCUUUCGACAACCAAAGGGUACAAGUACCCCCAGAACAGGCAACGGGCGCUCCAAAUCAACCCUGACUCGAUCGGAGCGCACCGCAGUGUCCGUCUGACGGUACUUCCCCCUUUGAAAAACUCAAAAGUUAACAUGACCACGUCCCAUGGAGGCCUUCUCCAGGUGGAGUCAAGCUUCCAAACGGUCGAACAGGCCCACAAACAGUUCAAUAAGAAGCAAAAAAUGAAGAAAAAGCCGGUUAAGGCGCAGCCGGUACGAGUCGUACCGACUUUGACUACGACUCGCCGGAACAGUGCGCCUGAUAGUUCGGCCGUUCUGGCCGCUGUGGGUGCUGGGAUGAUCCCGGCCACCAUGGCUAUGUUGGUACCCAUGGCGCUAGGGGGGCGCAAAAGACGGGAACUGAGUACGCCGUACCCGCAAGUGACACUCCCGCGUAGUUUGUAAUUUAUUUAUUAUACAGUCUUAUUUUACAUGAAUAAAUAUAAGUUUUGGUUUU